AAGUCUCGAGGCCGGGGGGCGGGGCCAGCCGCACUGAGGCCGCAGGGCGGCGGGUGCCGCUCGGGCCGGGAAGAUGGCGGUCCUCGCACCUCUAAUCGCUCUGGUGUACUCCGUGCCGCGGCUUUCUCGAUGGCUGGCCCGGCCUUACUGCCUCCUGUCAGCCCUGCUCUCUGCUGCUUUCCUACUCGUGAGGAAACUGCCGCCCCUCUGCAACGGUCUCCCCACCCAGCGCGAAGACGGCAACCCGUGCGACUUUGACUGGAGGGAGGUGGAGAUCCUGAUGUUCCUCAGCGCCAUCGUGAUGAUGAAGAACCGCAGGUCGAUCACCGUGGAGCAGCACGUGGGCAACAUCUUCAUGUUCAGCAAGGUGGCCAACGCCAUCCUGUUCUUCCGCCUGGACAUCCGCAUGGGGCUGCUGUACCUCACGCUGUGCAUAGUGUUCCUGAUGACCUGCAAGCCCCCGCUGUACAUGGGCCCCGAGUACAUCAAGUACUUCAGCGACAAGACCAUCGACGAGGAGCUGGAGCGGGACAGGGGCGUCACGUGGCUGGUGGAGUUCUUUGCCAACUGGUCCAGCGACUGCCAGUCGUUCGCUCCCAUCUACGCGGACCUCUCCCUCAAGUACAACUGCGCAGGGCUGAAUUUCGGGAAGGUGGACGUGGGGCGCUACACGGAUGUCAGCACGCGGUACAGAGUGAGCACGUCGCCCCUCACCAAGCAGCUCCCGACGCUCAUCCUGUUCCAAGGCGGCAGGGAGGUCAUGCGGCGGCCGCAGAUCGACAAGAAAGGGCGCGCGGUCUCCUGGACGUUCUCAGAGGAGAACGUGAUCCGGGAAUUCAACUUGAACGAGCUGUACCAGCGGGCCAAGAAGCUGUCCAAGGCUGGUGACGGCACUCCGGAGGAGCAGCGCGCCGGUCCGGGAGCGGAGGACAAGAAGGUCAAAUAGGCCCCUCCGGCGUCCUGUCCCCGAGGGCGCUGCGCCCUGGCGCUCUAAUAAUCCGCGAGCCGUCCGUCCCUGCCCGGGAGAGGCCUGGGCCGCGCGGGCGGACGCGGCCUUCGAGGGCCCGACGGGAUGCGGGGGUGGGCGGCGGGGCGGCCCCCACGUUCCGAAUAAAAAGGCCCGCUCCCUCUUGAGCGCGCUUGUGUGUAAGGUGGCGCCCGCUGCAGAGAUGCCGUGCGUUCCGCGCCACUCAAGCGGCCCGGAGACCCCUGCCCUCCGUUCUCCGUCGCGCCCGUCAAGCCGUAGCCCCGCCCGCGAGGCCCGGCCCCUCCCCUCGGAGAGCUCUAUCCCCGCCCCGGAAGCCGAGUCCCCUCGCGGAGGUGCAUUCCCACCCCCGUAAGACUAGCCCCGCCCCUCGGAGAGCUCUAUCCCCGCCCCGGAAGCCGAGUCGCCUCGCAGAGCUGUGUUCCCACCCCCGUAAGGCUAACCCCGCCUCUCGGGGAGCUCUAGCCACGCCCUCAAGCCGAGUUUCCUCGGAGAGCUGUAUUCCCACCCCCGUAAAGCUGGCCCCGCCCCUCGGGGAGCUCUAUCCCUGCCCCCAGAAGCCGGGUCCCGCCCCUUGGAAAGCUGUAGCCCCGCACCCGGAAGCCCAGUCCCAUCCCCACGGAACGCUGUAUUCCCACCCCCGUAAAGCUACCUCCGCCCCUCGGAAAGCUCUAGCUCCGCCCCCGGAAGCCGGGCCCUCACCCCCGCAAGCCCGUAGUCCCUCCCCCGGAAGAAGGUUCGCCCGCACACCGUGCGCUUCCGGCCGGGGUUCACGCGGAGACUCCAGCCGCGCGGUUUCGGCGCCAUGGCCCCUCGGGGAAGGAAGCGCAAGGCGGACCCCGCGGAGGUCGGCCCUCCGGGGAAGCGAGGGGAGCCGGCGGAGGGCGGGGAGCGCGCGGCGGAGGCCCAGGUGGUCAUCGAGCACUGCGUUUCUCUUCCUGGUGCUGUCGGGGCGUCUGUGACGGGACAUGGCCAAACUUCAGUCAUGGCCCUGAAGCUAUGGCCUCUGCACCCCAGAAACCUGCUCGGGUGGGGCAGCCCCAGCAAGGCGCUGUAAACUGUUUGGAUUUAGUUCGUUUAAUAAAAGAUGAAAUGCAGUA
Messenger RNA from Chinchilla lanigera (long-tailed chinchilla), 2085 nucleotides. It is a transcript of the gene Tmx2, whose product is annotated as thioredoxin-related transmembrane protein 2. Gene Ontology annotation, biological process: brain development. NCBI's taxonomy places the organism in Eukaryota, Metazoa, Chordata, Mammalia, Rodentia, Chinchillidae. Gene Ontology annotation, molecular function: disulfide oxidoreductase activity. Gene Ontology annotation, cellular component: membrane-bounded organelle. The record is from RefSeq and is a predicted model, not a curated record.